GGUCUGUGCUGCUGCUCAUCAGCCACAGCCAUGCGCCGCUCAGUGACUGCCGCCCUGUUCCUGCUUGCUGGCACGACUAUUUGCUCGCUUGCGUCACCUCUACCUGUCGUUCCUGUGGCCGCUGGUGGUGUCACGCAGUUCAGGGAAGAGGAGUACUCUGUAAUACUCCAGCAAAUUGAUGGAAGCGCACUGGUGAGAUUUCGAGCGCCAUGUCUUACAUGUACAGGUACAGAAACGCCGGAUUUGCUGUUUGAGCUUUAUGUGAACCGAGCUGAGAGAGCUGGCGGCGGAACGGGUGUAUUCCUCAAUGGCAAUGAGCUGGACUAUCGCCGGAGUGCUAGCGCUGGACACGGCUCUGGAAUAGUCUCUCCACUGCCAGAUUCCCGAGAAGAUGAUGAAGUACUGGUUGAAUGGCGGAUUAUUCACAUUACUGCUCCGCCGGGAUCCGCGAAUGAAGAAGCGGCUCAACUGUUGACAGUAAAGGUGGAAAAGGUUGGGAAUCAACUUGUCGGAGGUGAUGUUGGAUUUUCGGCGUCCUUCUCACAGGCAGAUUCACCGAAAAUCCUGCGGUUAUGUACUCAUCUAUCCGAUCCGGAGGGGAAUCUGGACGCCUGGAGGGAUCCGGCCGACUCUGAUCGGCUGGAAAAUAUGCCGAAUGUCGAGUUCGUCGUGGAAGACCAAACAAGGACAGAAAUCAAGCAUCAUUGGCAGCAGUUACAAGAUAUGCGAACCCAACUAUCUAAGAUCGAGCAGCGCAUCCAAGCCGAGGAGCAUACAAUCCGGCGGCUCCUGCAACAGGACUGCUCCCCCUUUCUGGAGAAAUGGAAACGCUGCUCAAGCUUUGGAUGCAAGAUCAAGGUCUCUCUUGAAACAAUUCCCGAGAUGCUACAUCGACUUAGAUACAGCUUUGGGUCACUACCCUCAUCGUUACCCGAGCAGAUCUGCUCUAAUCACUACGAUGGGUCCUCCCGUUCAAAUGGAAUAGAAAGGCCGGAAACAUCGAAUUCAACUAGCAACAACCCACCAGUAAAUUCGGUAGACGAAGACCGAAAUCGCAACAUCACGCAUACGGAUGAAUCAAUACCGCCAGUGGAUUUUCCUUCGAACAAUGAAACAAGGAAGGUACUGAGGAAUUACGCAUGUUUCUUGCUCGCCCUCGCAAUCGGGCUACUGCUGUUCAAAUUCUACCGCAACACCAAUCAUUGUAUGCGGAAACGAGCCGACCUGGCCGCCAGGAGGGAAGAGCGACGGACGCGGCGCGCCUACCAGUCUGCAGCGCGUCGGCUUAGAUGGAAACAAUGGUGGGAAAGACGAUCAUACCAAGCCACGUCGGUUUCUUCGAGCCACGGGCUAGACGAGAUCCAGUAUGCCGAGGGUGCCCGGCAGCCAGCGGAAUCGGACCAGCCGGUUGAGCCGGAUGAUCAGGGCGCCAUGCAUGCUGAAAUCCUAGGCCUGCGACGGGUACUCGAGUUUGUGGGCGAGCUCGUUGGCCCAAGAGACAACUCCGACACGGACACCACCUAUCUGCAAGCGCCUCCGAGGUAUACACGCCGCUACCUGGGCUUGAAUGUUGCGUCGGCGCCGACAGCUGGACUGGCGAUGAGUAGUAACUCGCCGAUAAGCAGCAGCCUGCUGAGCCUCGACACUGUGUCCUCGCUUACGCUGGAUACUUUGGAAACCGGCGACAUGGAUCCACCGAGUUAUUCCAGAUGAGUACGGCGAGAAUCACGCCUCUCAACUACUCCAGAUAAACAUUUUCAAAAUACCAGUCUCCUCAUUAUUUUACGCAUCUCAUGUCUAGGGAGUGGAAGCAUUCGUUUCAGGAUGUAACUGUAAGUUCCUAGAGUGCUCAUUUUUUUGCUUUUGGCGUUUUUAUAUUCAGGUGGCUGUUUGUUUUCAUAAUAAGUAAUUAAGUAUCUAGACGAGGUUCAUGGGUCGCACACUAAUAAUGAGUACUGUUAAUGAGUGUCAAUAUUUUUUUUAUUUUGAAUUGAUUAAAUUCACAUGGUCAUGAAAAUAGAAGUAUUGUACAUUUGGG
Penicilliopsis zonata CBS 506.65 is the source of this 2038-nucleotide messenger RNA. RefSeq lists its product as hypothetical. The record is from RefSeq and is a predicted model, not a curated record. NCBI's taxonomy places the organism in Eukaryota, Fungi, Ascomycota, Eurotiomycetes, Eurotiales, Aspergillaceae. The transcript is spliced from 3 exons. Bases 31 to 1713 code for a protein of 560 amino acids.